Trichomycterus rosablanca is the source of this 2277-nucleotide messenger RNA. It is a transcript of the gene slc24a6a, whose product is annotated as solute carrier family 24 member 6a. NCBI's taxonomy places the organism in Eukaryota, Metazoa, Chordata, Actinopteri, Siluriformes, Trichomycteridae. The transcript has 17 exons. Gene Ontology annotation, biological process: calcium ion transmembrane transport; intracellular calcium ion homeostasis. The record is from RefSeq and is a predicted model, not a curated record. Bases 364 to 2202 code for a protein of 612 amino acids. Gene Ontology annotation, cellular component: plasma membrane. Gene Ontology annotation, molecular function: calcium channel activity; calcium, potassium:sodium antiporter activity.
AACACCCUCACUGACUGACGAAGCCUGCGAAAUGUGCUGAACACUGAGGGAUGCACAAACAACACCUAGAGACUGAAUCACAGGAUACACGAACUUAUCCUGUCUUCAACAUACUCUAUCCUUCCAUACUUGUGGCUGCCAUUGUUUUGUACUGACAAGUAACGACAAGAAUCUAGUUCCCUCGUUUCUGAAGAAGAGUGAAGAUGCUAAACCCAGCGACUCGUGUCUGAAACGAAACCGAGGAGUCGAAUAAUGUUGAGGAUAAUUUCGUGGUCGACUAAACAGGCAAAAACGAAAGAAAAUAUCUGUUUUUUUGUGUCUAAUGGCCGUGUUUGGAGCGGUGUUUAGGCUGUGAGCGGAGUGAUGAAGGCGGUGCGGAUGAGGCUCUUUUUUUGGCGGUUAUGUGUCUGCGCCGGACUCCUCGCCCUCAGCAGACUUCUUCACCAAACAGGCCACCUUGAAAAGGAUUUCGAUGUCAUUUGGUCAAAACGAAAACUGACUGAGCAGGGUGGAGAGGAAAACCAGACGUCCAGCGAACCCCGAACUGCGAUCAAUGAAUUUCCUGAAGAUGUCUUCACCAAGGAGCAGAGAAGGCAUGGCGCGUUGCUGCUUCACGUUCUGUGUGCUGUGUACAUGUUCUACGCCCUUGCCAUCGUCUGUGACGUGUACUUUGUACCAUCUCUGGAAAAGAUCUCCAAGAACCUGCACUUGAGUGAGGAUGUCGCAGGAGCUACAUUUAUGGCCGCAGGAAGUUCAGCACCGGAGCUUUUCACAUCACUGAUUGGUGUAUUCAUCACCAAGGGAGAUGUAGGAGUCGGGACUAUAGUGGGCUCAGCAGUUUUUAAUAUCCUAGUCAUCAUUGGUGUGUGCGGCAUCUUUGCCGGCCAGAUGAUUUCUCUUACAUGGUGGCCUCUAUUACGAGACUGUGUUUACUACAUCUUCUCCGUCUUAGCCUUGAUCCUGGUCAUUUAUGAUGAAAAGGUCCUCUGGUGGGAGUCUGUAAUCCUUAUAUCCAUGUAUGGAGUUUACAUCCUAAUCAUGAAAUUUAACAGCCAGAUCUGGAGCUGGGUGGAACUGAGGUGUGGGGUGCCCGGGCAUCAGUGUUUGGUCAGCAGUAUACAGCGAGAUAUGUCAGCCGGAGAGGCUACCGCACAUUCGGACACUUCUAUGAUUCUGGUGAAGAAAGGUCAGUGUGCGGUUGAUCAGGACUCUCCAGUGGUGAUGGUGGAUGACCUGACGAGUCUACACCCUCACCAGUUCUCCUUGUCAGAGGCAAGCCUCCGUAUCAUGAUCACCCCUUACUUCUCCCCCCGCACACGCCUCAGCAUGGCUGGACGCAUGCUCAUCGCCAAGAGGCAGAGGCUGAUCAGAAGCCGGUGCUCAGGGGACAGUAUCAGCGGCGCCGCAGACAUUCCCACCCAAGAGAGCUCAGGGACCGAUGCAGCACCCUGGGUCCUGGAAAACGGCGACACCGUGGACGGUGACACGCAACCUUUAGAGGAGCCGAGGACGAGGGGCGAAGCAGGAACGACAGACAGGGGAGAGGAUGCAGAGGACAUGCAGCCCAAAGAGACGGACGAGGAUGACGAGACGGAGCAUGAACAACCCUUGAGCCCUCUGAUUGUUCCAGGAGGGCGCUGUGAAAAAGCAAAGUGGUUGUUUUCUUGGCCUUUAAUCUUCCUGCUGUAUUACACUGUUCCUAACUGUGCUCUGACACGCUGGGAGCGCUGGUUCAUGGUCACUUUUGUGCUGUCCACUCUCUGGAUUGCAGUAUUCUCCUACCUCAUGGUUUGGAUGGUCACUAUUAUCAGCCACACACUGGACAUUCCUGAUGUAAUUAUGGGCAUCACGUUUUUAGCAGCGGGCACCAGCGUCCCAGACUGCAUGGCUAGUCUCAUAGUCGCCCGUCAAGGUAUGGGUGACAUGGCUGUGUCUAAUUCAAUCGGCAGUAACAUUUUUGACAUUCUGUUGGGUCUCGGGUUCCCAUGGGCUCUGCGAACGCUUGUGGUGGAUUAUGGGUCUACGGUGUCUAUUAAUAGCAGGGGGCUGGUGUAUUCAGUCAUUUUACUUCUUGCUUCAGUCUUUCUCACAGUUCUCAGUGUACAUCUUAAUAAUUGGAGACUGGACCGAAGAUUAGGUCUGGGUCUUAUGGUCCUCUAUGGUGUCUUUCUUUUCUGCACCGUCUGCUUUGAAAAGCUUUAGAUCAGCUCAGAUCAGACUUAACUACUAUGAAUUUUACUGACUAAAACAUUUGAUUAGUCAUUAAACAUCAGAAUG